CUGUCUGGGGUUCGAAUCACGCUUGGUCAGUGUGUUAUUGCGAUUGAAUUGCAUGGGCUGUUAGAGAGUUGCGAAUUCAAUCCCAAAGUCAAUACGGAAGGGCAGUUGGCGAUCAAAUUGGCCAUUUUUAUUACAGCGAAGAACACUAGAAGAAUGACCUGGACCAAUGAAUAUAGACGAGAACUAAGUUGGAUUGUGAGUCCCCUCCACGAGACUAUUCAUGAUCUGUACGUGAAACCUAUUCAAUCCAACUCGGCAGAUGACGACAAUGAUACUGCGCUUGAUUUUGCGCGGACAUAUCAGAAAACGCAACAGAACUUUGCAAUUGCACGGCUUAAAAAUUAUACGCCGGAACGAGGAGAGUUCACGAGGCUAAAGACGUGUAUAUUAAA
Molecule: messenger RNA, 392 nt
Organism: Paraglomus occultum
Lineage: Eukaryota; Fungi; Glomeromycota; Glomeromycetes; Paraglomerales; Paraglomeraceae
Source: the annotation of a GenBank genome assembly